This is a messenger RNA of Gaeumannomyces tritici R3-111a-1, 669 nucleotides long. RefSeq lists its product as hypothetical. The transcript is spliced from 3 exons. Bases 1 to 669 code for a protein of 222 amino acids. The record is from RefSeq and is a predicted model, not a curated record. NCBI's taxonomy places the organism in Eukaryota, Fungi, Ascomycota, Sordariomycetes, Magnaporthales, Magnaporthaceae.
AUGGGCAAUAUCAGCAAGCUCAUUCUCUUGUCGCUCGUGGCAACCUCCACUGUUGUGGCGUCCCCUGUGCGGGUCCCCGGCUUCCGUGACCUGGCCAUUCUUCCCCGCGGCGAUUACGGCAACGGUGGAGGUGGUGGUGGUAGCCCUGGCGGCGCCGGUGGCUCCAAAGGUCCUGGCGGUCCCGGCGGCUCGAAAGGCCCUGGCGGCCCAGGUGGCAACCCUUGCGACUACCCGAGCAACGCAAACAACCCCGCCUGCGGCGGUUCGGGCUCCUCGCCGACGGGUCCAGGCGGUCCCAAGGGGCCCGGAGGGCCCGGCGGAAACAACGGCCAGGUGAACUGCGACUACCCUAGCAACCGCAACAACCCUGCCUGUACCGGCACCGGGUCCUCUCCCAGCAGCCCUAGCGGCCCUAAGGGCCCUGGCGGAAACAUGGCCAGCAACGCCAACAACCCGAUGUGCUUCCCGCCCGCCCCCACCGCCACCACCCCGACCGACAACAGCAGCCAGCCGACCGACACUACGACGCCGACGAGCAGCUCGUCCCCCACCGAGGAGACCCCGUACCCCGACACCGGCCACAACUCGCAGAGCCCCUCGCCCCAGGACACUUCCGACUACACCGACGGCUCUUCCGCCCCCACCGACAGUGGCUCCGGCGACAACUAG